GGACGCGCUGUUCGUCAGACUCAAGGGCGCCCUCGGCAGGGGGGACAGCGCGACGAAGAGCAGGGCGCAGCGCAGGAGCAGAAUAAAGUCGCUCGCGUACACGAAGAGUCGAGCCGUGGCUGUACUCCUCUUCAUCGUCGGCUAUGCGUGGAUGCUACUAUUGCCGUCGACAUAUGUGGGAGGCAGAGGGACCUACAUCGAUGAGAAUGCGCUGCAGCCGGGGCAGGUGAACACUCAAUGGAAUUGGGGAGACGUUCACGCCGCCGACAACUACCUCGAGCAAUUGGAGGAGCUCAGGGAUCAGAACGCUACCUCCGAAAGUCGCGCCCAAUACUUCAUCGAAGAGUUCACCAAGCUCGGUCUCGAUGCAUCUUCGCAGCGGUAUACGUUCGAAACCACAAACGGGACCAGCUCAGGCGAGAAUGCCUACGCAGUCAUGUACUCGCCUCGCCAAGCCGGCGCCGAAGCCAUGGUCGUCAGCGCCUCCUGGAUCAGCCUCAUCGAUGAGGGAAGUCAGACCAUCAACAUUCGAGGUGUCUCUACUGUCCUCGCUCUCGCGAGGUUUAUGAAAAACUACUCCCUCUGGGCGAAGGACAUCAUCUUCAACAUCAGUGAUGACCACCUCGAUGGCAUGCAGGCGUUCUUAAGCUCCUACUAUGGCGUCCCACAGUCGAACCUCGUCGCCGAACCCCUCGAGCUCUCCUCCGGCGUAAUCUGGACCGCCCUCAACGUCGACUACCCUGGGCACUCUUUCUCGCACCUCGGUCUUUACUUCGAGGGCCUCAACGGCCGCCUCCCCAACCAAGACCUCCUCAACUCCAUCUUCCGCAUCGCGCGCAACACCGUCGGCGUCCCCGUCAUCCUCUACGACUACAAGGACACCUUCCGCUUCGAGCAGUGGACAAUCGGGUCAGAGAACUCAUUGUUCGGUAAAUGGGAGAUGAAGAACUGGGUACCGAAAAGUAUCAGAUUGAACCCCGCGGCGCGCGCGUAUGCGACGAAGGCAAGGCAUAUAUUGCGGCACUUUGGGUAUCAGGCGAGGGGGAGGGCAAGUGGGGUGCAUGGGCUGUUGCAUCAAUACCGCAUCGACGCCGUCACCCUCUUUGCCGUACCUUCCAUGGGCCCGCACGGAUUCCACGCCAUCGGCCGCAUCCUCGAAUCCACCCUCCGCACCUGCAACAACCUCCUCGAGCGCCUGCACGCCUCGUUCUUCUUCUUCCUCCUCGUCGCGCCCGAUAGGUUCCUCCAGAUUGGGAAUUACCUGCCGAGUGCGGUGCUCGUUGCGGUGGGGCUGAUGUUCUGGGGAUUGAGGGGGUGGGUGGAUGCGGGGUGGGUGGGGGAGGUCGCGGAGCAAGGGUUGAGGGAGGAGAAGGAGGGAUCGAAGGAGGUGAAGGAUGGAUUGAAGGAGGAGAAGGAGGAAAUGAAGGAUGUGCAGGAGAGAAAAGCAGCGCAGACACAAGUCGCGGAUAAGCCUACUGUCAACUGGACCAGACGACCGCGCCCGGUCUUGCCCGCACUAGCGCUCAUGGGCGUCACACAUGCCUUGGGCGGUGUGGUAUUCUACAUUGUCACCCGGCGAUGGUUCGUUGCCAACAUCGAGUCACUUACUACCCGCUUCAUCCUCAUCGCCCUCGUCGCCUCCGUACCUCUCGCCCUCUCCCAACUGGGUGUCCUCCGCGGCAACCUCCCGCUCGUCCUCAAAUCUCUCAACCUCUGCUUCGCCUCGACCGUCAUCUCCGUCACUGCCGUGCUCAACUUCUCUCUCGCGGCCCUGUUCGCGAUUGUGUUGGGCGUACCGCUGAUCAUCGUACCGGCGAAGAACUCGCCCGACUUGAAGGACCCCAGUCCAUCAAUAUCGAGUGCCGCAACCUCAACAACAGCGCGAGCAGCAUCUCUGAGAUACAUUACAUCCCUCGCAUACACUCUGCUUGCCACCGGCUGGCUCUUCCUUCCACAAGAGGUCGUGCGCGCGGUCCGGGAUUGGGAGGUGUAUUCGGUGUGGUUCGCCCCGGUGGUGUGCGUAGUGUACCUUCCGCUCAUGAUGCAGGCGGCGCUGGCGUGUCUGUAAUGAUGGAAUGCAUGUGAGAAUGUGCGG
Schizophyllum commune H4-8 is the source of this 2095-nucleotide messenger RNA. RefSeq names its product Gaa1-like protein. NCBI's taxonomy places the organism in Eukaryota, Fungi, Basidiomycota, Agaricomycetes, Agaricales, Schizophyllaceae. The record is from RefSeq and is a predicted model, not a curated record. Bases 152 to 2068 code for a protein of 638 amino acids. Gene Ontology annotation, biological process: attachment of GPI anchor to protein. Gene Ontology annotation, cellular component: GPI-anchor transamidase complex; membrane. The transcript has 11 exons.